AUGCUCAGCGUAUAUAUAGCUGCGGUGUCUGACAGACAUUACACCAUUGUUCGGUAUACCAGCACUUCUACGCAGACUUACCUUACCUACUACAAGGAUUCCACUACAAGCCAAAUGUCGCGUGUCCAGCUACUCAACCAGGACCUUCCAACCACCAAGGCCAAGGUCUUCUACAGACAGGCCGGCCCGGAAUCCGCCCCAGUGAUUCUCCUCCUCCACGGCUUCCCGUCGUCCUCUCACCAAUACCGCAACUUGAUCCCCAUCCUGGCGAAGAAGUACCGCGUGCUCGCCCCAGACCUCCCAGGAUUCGGAUUCACCACCAUCCCAGAGGGCUUCAAGUAUACCUUCGACAAUCUCGCAGCAGUGGUCUCGGAGUUCCUGGAUAAGCUUUCGGUCACGCGCUUCUCCGUUUACAUCUUUGACUACGGCGCUCCAACCGGCCUCCGGCUCGCCCUGCAACGUCCAGACGCUGUGCAAGCCAUCAUCUCCCAGAAUGGCAACGCGUACGACGAAGGGCUAGGAGCGUUCUGGGACCCAAUCCGCGAGCUGUGGAAGAACAACAACGACCCCAAGAUCCGAGCUAAGCUUGUACCGGCCCUGCUCAGUUUCGAAGCGACCAAGUGGCAGUAUGAAGAGGGAACACAGAGCAGCAGGGUGAUUGCGCCGGAGUCGUAUCACCUUGACUAUGCGCUGCUGCAGCGUCCUGGUAACGCGGAUGCCCAGAUCGAUCUGUUCUGGGAUUAUAGGAACAAUCUGCCGCUGUACCCCAAGUUCCAGGAAUACUUCCGGCAGUCUAACGUGCCAGUGCUCGCUGUUUGGGGCAAGAACGAUCAGAUCUUUGUUGCACCUGGUGCGGAAGCGUUCAAAAGAGACUUGCCCAAGGCAGAGGUGCGUCUUUUGGAUGCCGGACACUUUGCUGUUGAGACCGAGACUGAGGAGAUCGGAUCACUCAUUUUGGACUUCUUGGGCCGUAAUGGAAUCUAA
Molecule: messenger RNA, 984 nt
Organism: Aspergillus puulaauensis
Lineage: Eukaryota; Fungi; Ascomycota; Eurotiomycetes; Eurotiales; Aspergillaceae
Product: alpha/beta fold hydrolase
Exons: 1
Coding region: 1-984 (327 amino acids)
Molecular function (GO): epoxide hydrolase activity
Source: RefSeq, a predicted model, not a curated record